AGAGAGGAAAGUGGAUUGUUAAAUCUCGUUUGACUACUCAAAUUUCAAUUUUCACCUUAACCGACAAUUUAUCAAUCCUCCCUCUUCACUCUCUCUUUUCAUCAUCAUUAUCUCACUUUACUUGAUUACUCAAAUACAACUGAAAAUUUCCCUUCGAUCAUUUUAAGUAUUGGUUCGCAUGAACCUCAAUACACAUUGUAAAAGUACAAUUUAACUAAUAAUCCGAAGUGAGCGUAAUUUACUGAUUUUUUUGUGCCUUGCAUUUUAUAGUGUCUUUAUUUGCCCCUUUUAACAGUUUCUGUAAGCUGACAGAAAAACAAAACGUUAGUCAUUUGUUUUAACCUGUUAGUUGUUAGUUGACUCUUUAGUUUUCCAGUUCAACGGUUUUUUCUCAUCUUUAUUAUAAACCCAUAUUUACAUUGCUAAGAUGUCAUUGGAAAUGGAUGCAGCAAAUUCUGGUUCAUCGAUAUUCAACAAUAACAACAACAAUAGUGAUGACAAUUUAAAAUGUGGAAAAUUGAAAGGUGUUAACUCUACAAAGCAAAGUAAAAAAAGUGAUGGAAAACAAGAUUCAAGUGAAAAAUAUCAAGAAAAAAUUGCCACCAUUAGGUCAAUGUUUGCUAAAGAAUACGAAUCUCAUCCCGAACUGUAUGAUGAAUGUGACCACAGGAAAGUGAUGGAAAAGGAUUUCUGGGUUUCAAGGUUCAUGGCAGAUCCUAGUGAAUCAGUUGAGGAUUCUUAUGAGAAAUUACGGUCAACAAUGGAAUGGAGACGAUCCUUUGGUGUCAACUCUUUUGACCCUUUUACCAUACCCAAAGAGAUUUAUCAGAUUGCUGCACUGAUUCCUUACGAGAAGGAUCGACAAGGUAGACCAACACUUUACAUUCGUGGUAAAAUUCAUCGUAAAAUUGAACAGUUAGAAGAUAAAAUAAAACACUACUUAGUCAAUGUGAUUGAACAAUUGGAUUCAGCCAAGGAAUCAAGGGAAUCUUGGAUUAUCAUUCUUGAUGCUUCAGAUGCCAAUUUUUUCAACACUGAUCUUGACAUGAUCAUGUUUCUCUUUGGUACCCUUCGUAAUCGUUAUCCUCGCGGUGUGGCCACAGCCUUGCUUUACGGUUUACCCUGGCUUCUUGGUGCCUUUGCCAAUAUGGUGAUAUCCUUUUUACCUUCUGAUUCUGUUGCAAAGAUUAAAUUUGGAGGCAAAAAAGAGUUGAACGAGUUAAUUGAUGAAUCCAAUUUACCUGAUUGGCUAGGUGGUACCUGUACAGUCAACUAUCGUCGAGUACCUAAAGGAGCUAUCUCUUGCUACGAAAUGGCUGAGAAGGAGUUUAACAUGACUAAAGCUGAUGUUGAUAAAUUGAUCAAACCUUUUAUUCAAUACUUGAAACCCGAACUUUGUGUUGAAGUGGAUCCUUGAAAGCAACAAUAUAAAAAAGAAUCCAUGUUUACCAUGAUGAUGAUCAUUGUUUGAACAUUAUACACAACUGUUAACAUCAUCACAGGAACAUUCAUCAUCCUCAUUAUCUAUUGUUUCUCUUUAACACUUUGCCAUCUCGACCAACAUCGAAAAACACUCUCAUUGUUUAACCGUCUUCAUCGUCAUUUACCACCUUCUCAUCAAUCAAUUGUUAUCAAAGGAAACAUAACCGGUUCACAAUAUCAGAAUAUUAAUCAAUCUAAAUCUUUGCCGCUUUA
Tetranychus urticae (two-spotted spider mite) is the source of this 1695-nucleotide messenger RNA. RefSeq names its product motile sperm domain-containing protein 2. Lineage: Eukaryota; Metazoa; Arthropoda; Arachnida; Trombidiformes; Tetranychidae. Gene Ontology annotation, cellular component: endomembrane system; endoplasmic reticulum-endosome membrane contact site. The record is from RefSeq and is a predicted model, not a curated record.